AUGCGCCGACCCGUCCAUCUGCUCGUGGCUGUGGCUGUGGCUGUGCUGUUUCUCUCUACGGGUGAGGUGAUUGUCACCACGGCGUCGACGGAGCACUCAUCUCUUCGUUCGACUUCUUCGACUGGUGUUGCUGCCCGCCACGACGCCCGAUCAUUGCGAGCGCUGAAUGGCUUUAGCCAGCUCUCGGCGUCGUGGGCUGCGGAGAUCAAGCGUUACGUACCAGGAACUGCUAAAUACGACGCAGCAAAGAAGGCUAGAGCUGAGAAAGCCGAGGCCUUACGGACGAAGAAAGCCGUAGAAGCACAGAAGAUGAGAGAUUCUGAAACAGCUAAAGUAGCAAAUGAAGCAGAGAUGGUGUUACGAGAGCUGCUCGGCCAUAACGACCAGAAGGCAAUGGCGAAGUUGAUCGAUGACACAGGAGGAUUUGAAAACUUUGUGGUGAAGCUAUCAGAGAAACCCGAAUUAUGCAGUGAAUUGCUGUUGAAGCCGUUAGCAUUUCAUCACCAGAAUAUUCUUCGGGUUACAGAAUUGCUUGUAGAUGCAACAAUCUAUAAAUCUUUUGAAGUGCGGGCUGCAGCUUUGAAGAUCGCUCACAUGUACAAACUGUUCCGUGCACAACUUUAG
Hyaloperonospora brassicae is the source of this 624-nucleotide messenger RNA. The record is from the annotation of a GenBank genome assembly. NCBI's taxonomy places the organism in Eukaryota, Oomycota, Peronosporomycetes, Peronosporales, Peronosporaceae.